AUGCAGCUGUGCGUUAGCGGUCAGCACACCUCACACCUGCCCCGCCGCUGCCGCUGUAGAAGGCGUAAUCAGUCACCACCAGCACUGACCGCUUCUGCAUGCUCUGAAAUUAAUGAUCCACUGUGGAGCGGUGCACACGCCACAUUAUUUACCGCUCACUCGGCUGAAGCCAACGCGGCCUUUCUCUUCAUUAGGACAGAGGCGUGUUCGGAUGUGUCCAGGAGGCCGCCAUCAGAGAAGGACCCUCCAGACUCUCCCAGCCCAGACACCACCGGGUAUGAAAAGUUGUUGUGUCUCGAGGAAAAGUGCAGACCUUUCUUUGUAUUUCACAGUUUUUGUCUUAAUGACCCGGUGGUGUCUGGGUUGGGAGAGUCUGGAGGGUCCUUCUCUGAUGGCGGCCUCCUGGACAAAUCCGAACACGCCUCUGUCCUAAUGAAGAGAAAGGCCGCGUUGGCUUCAGCCGAGUGA
Molecule: messenger RNA, 468 nt
Organism: Knipowitschia caucasica
Lineage: Eukaryota; Metazoa; Chordata; Actinopteri; Gobiiformes; Gobiidae
Source: the annotation of a GenBank genome assembly